Hibiscus syriacus is the source of this 1493-nucleotide messenger RNA. RefSeq lists its product as uncharacterized. NCBI's taxonomy places the organism in Eukaryota, Viridiplantae, Streptophyta, Magnoliopsida, Malvales, Malvaceae. The transcript is spliced from 4 exons. Bases 530 to 1003 code for a protein of 157 amino acids. The record is from RefSeq and is a predicted model, not a curated record.
UCUAUUUGGUAAUCGUUUGAAUGAUUUAUGUUAUUUUAUCUACGUAAUUUGAAAGCUUGUGUUCUUUCUUUGAAAUUCAUAUUUAUCUUUCCCUUUUCAGAGUUUAGAGGGUUCCAGAAAAUGCAAGGAGGCAGAGGUGGAAGAUAUCCUUUCUGUAAUUUUGGUGGUGACCCCUUUGGUGGCUUUGGUGGUCCUAGAAGUUUAUUAUCCAACUUCUUUGGUGGAAGGGACCCUUUUUUCACUCGCCCUUUCGGAGGCCUGUUUGAGUCAAGCUUGUUUGGACCCAGCCGGAGUCCUUUUAUGGGUAUGCAUCCGACUGGGUUUAUUGAGCAUCGGGCUCCAGAGCCGAAGAGACCAAGGGGUCCAAUUAUUGAUGAACUAAACUCUGAUGAUGAAAAGGAAGAAGCAGAUAGCGGAAUGAAAGGAAAUCCAAGGAAGCAUGUUCAGUCGGAAGCCGAACCUUAUGUUGAGGUUCCAGAUGAUGAAGCCGAACAAUCUGUGGGAAGGAACCGACAUUUGCAGUCUAUGAAUGCUUACAAUAGUUCAUAUCAAAGACAACAGCAACAGCCUCAAACUCAUAGCUUCACAUUUCAGAGCUCUACUGUCACUUAUGGUGGUGCUAAUGGAGCUUACCAUACUUGAUCCAAAACAAGGAGGAAUGGAAGUGGAAGUGAUGGAAUUACCUUUGAAGAAAGCAAAGAAGCUGACACAGCCUCAGGUCAAGCAAGCCACCUGGUUUCUAGGGGACUUCACGACAAGGGUGGAUACAAUGCAAACCUUGCAUAACUUGAAUGAAGAUGAGCUUACUGGUUUUGAAGAAUCUUGGAAUGGAAAAGCCCAAAAGCAUUUGCCUGGUUGGUCUGGGAGUUUUAUUGGCCAAGAUACCAUAGGAAAUAUAUUUCUUACUAUAGUGCUUUUCCCUUGUAAUUUUGCUUCACUUAAUAAGGAAAAAAGGAAAGACCGUGGUUCCCCGUUCCUUCGAUUUUUUUAUUAUUUCAGUUGAUCACUUUACAAAUAUAUAGUUGGUGUGGAGGCCUGAAUAAAGUCAAGGCAAUGCUUUUUUUUUACAUCCUAUAACCUUGAAUCAUAUAUUUAGCUGCAACUUAUGUCUCAGGGGCUAACAACAGUGGACAGAAUAGGCAGGCAGGUCAGAGAGAGGAUGGGCACUUCCCUCUACUGAGCAUUCUCAGUCAAAAGGGAGGGUGAUGCCUGAAGCAAGAGAUGGGGGAAGGCCCUCACGCGGCCAGCACUCUGCAAGGAUGAAAGGAUCAACAGAUUUUAAAGAUGAGAGUUCCCGCACUCAAGGGAAGCGAAGGGCCUAAGUCGGAACACAUUGAGUAGAUCCUGUGGUAGAGGGCAUUGCCUCUUCUCAUAUAUCUAGUUUUGUAUGCUUGGCCGUUUCCAUCUUUUAGAGCUUAUUUUAAUCCUUAAUUUUAAACUCUUCGGUCACGUAUUAUAUGAUGCGUCUGUGGCAGUCCUUCAGCUUAAGGGUA